Molecule: messenger RNA, 3121 nt
Organism: Suncus etruscus (white-toothed pygmy shrew)
Lineage: Eukaryota; Metazoa; Chordata; Mammalia; Eulipotyphla; Soricidae
Product: vasculin-like
Exons: 1
Coding region: 1133-2554 (473 amino acids)
Biological process (GO): DNA-templated transcription; positive regulation of DNA-templated transcription
Cellular component (GO): nucleus
Molecular function (GO): RNA binding; DNA binding
Source: RefSeq, a predicted model, not a curated record
UGGGACCGAGACUGGCGGUGGGGGAGGGAAAAGCGGCAAAAGGGGAUUAUUCAAAGUACCGAAAACCUCCUCCCGGGAUCGAGCGCGGCGGCACUCCAGGCCCGGAGCCCCUCUGGUGCGGCCGAAGGUGAUCGAAUUACUCAGAUAUGAAGAUUUUCUUCUAGGUUUUGUGUGAAAGGCCCCGGAUAUUUCAAGUGGCCAUUUUGGAAUUACAAUGUUUUUGGAUAAUUUUGCCCCAGAAGUUUAAGAUCGGCAGGAAUCGUCUCGGAAGUGUUCUGAUAGUAGUGAAUGUUUCUACAAGCCGCUUAAAAAGAGUGACGGACACCGCUUCACUAUUUCGGUUCAGACGGAUUCUAUAACAUACUCAAGUAUUGCAGCUGGUGGUAUUUUUGCCUCCCCCACCCUCUCUGUUGGUGUUCUUCAGCCAGAACUGUAAGAUAUGUUUGAUUUGUGUACUGAAUAGUUCCGACAGUUUCAAAUUACUGUUUAAAUAUUUCUGACGUCCCAUGGCAGUUUAUUUUUACUUUUAUUAAAAAUUUUAGGAAUUGUUUACCUCAACCCUUUUCAGAUCACAAUGGGACAGAUUUUCUAAAUGAAGACAUUGAAAAACACAAUCUUUCUCCUUCUAUCUUUUAUUUAAGUGGGAUUUAAGAUGUUGCCAUUUCCCAGCAGCAUGGUAGUAUUGAGAUAGCUAUGUGUCUGUAGAUGCUGAAUGUUUAGGAAUGCCCUUCAGAUGUGAAGUUUCUUUUUGUUUUUGCUUUUGGGCUCAUAACUUGGAUAUUUCAUCUGGAGUGGAUAAGUACAACUGUGACAAAUACAUGAAAUAAUUCAAGAAGACUAUAGAAUCUUAAAUCCAAGGAACUUGGCUUAUUCUGAAGAUAGCCAUAUGAAAACUUUAAAACAGAAGUAUGGGUAGCUGACUUGAAGUAGUAACUCUAUGUCAAAUAGUCGUAGGUUAAGUAUCUUUAAAGAACUUGGAUAUUAUUUCAGAGGAUACAAAAUAAAAAAACAAACUGGAAAACAUAAAGAUUACAGAGAAAAACGCAACACCUUCCUGUGCAGUCCUAUUGGAAUUUGGACUUGCCAUGAGGUGUUGAAGCCUAUUUCAUUGAGUCGGAGAGACUGGACCUAAAUGGCGCAGCAUGACUUUGCACCAGCCUGGCUUAAUUUUCCUACUCCGCCAUCGUCAACAAAGUCGUCAUUGAAUUUUGAGAAGCAUUCUGAAAAUUUUUCAUGGACAGAAAAUCGGUAUGAUGUGAAUCGUCGACGACACAACUCUUCAGAUGGCUUUGAUUCUGGUAUUGGACGACCUAAUGGAGGUAAUUUUGGAAGGAAAGAAAAAAAUGGAUGGCGUACACAUGGAAGAAAUGGUACAGAAAACAUAAAUCAUCGAGGGGGGUACCAUGGUGGAAGUUCCCGUUCUCGUAGCAGUAUUUUUCAUCCUGGAAAAAGCCAAGGACUACACGAAAACAGCAUACCUGACAAUGAAACAGGGAGGAAAGAUGAUAGGAGAGAACGUAAACAGUUUGAGGCUGAAGAUUUUCCAUCUUUAAAUCCUGAGUAUGAGAGAGAACCAAAUCAGAAUAAAUCUUUAGCUGCAGGUGUAUGGGAAUAUCCUCCGAAUCCUAAAUCUAGAACCCCAAGGAUGCUGGUUAUUAAGAAAGGUAAUGCAAAAGACUUACAGCUCUCUGGAUUCCCAAUUAUAGGAAAUCUUCAGUCACAGCCAGUUAAGAAUGGGACUGGCCCAAGUGUUUAUAAAGGCUUAGUCCCUAAACCUGCUGCUCCACCUACAAAACCUACACAAUGGAAAAGCCAAACUAAAGAAAAUAAAGUUGGGAGUUCUUUCUCUCAUGAGUCUACUUACAGUGUUGGUAACUUUAAUGCUUUUAAACCAACUGCCAAGAAUUAUAGUCCAUCAACAACUUCAGUAAAAGAGUGUAAUCGCUCAAAUUCCUCUUCACCUGUUGACAAACUUAAUCAGCAGCCUCGGCUAACCAAACUGACCCGUAUGCGUACUGAUAAGAAGAGUAAAUUUUUGAAAGCAUUAAAGAGGGACAGAGUAGAAGAGGAACAUGAAGAUGAAAGCCAUGCUGGUUCAGAGAAGGAUGACGACUCGUUUAAUUUGCAUAACAGCAAUAGUACUCGCCAAGAAAGGGACAUAAACCGAAAUUUUGAUGAAAGUGAAGUUCCUCAAGAGAAUGGCAAUGCCUCAGUGAUAUCUCAACAGAUCAUUCGUUCUUCUACCUUCCCACAAACGGAUGUUCUUUCAAGUUCACUUGAAGCAGAACACAGAUUGUUAAAGGAGAUGGGCUGGCAAGAAGACAGUGAAAAUGAUGAAACUUGUGCUCCUUUAACUGAAGAUGAAAUGAGAGAAUUCCAAGUUAUUAGUGAACAGUUACAGAAGAAUGGCCUGCGGAAAAAUGGUAUUUUGAAAAAUGGUCUGAUCUGUGACUUCAAGUUUGGACCCUGGAAAAACAGCACUUUCAAACCCACUAUUGAGAAUGAUGACACAGAAACAAGUAGCAGUGACACAUCAGAUGAUGAUGAUGUGUGAAGGAUUUCCUAACAGCUUUAGAAAUUUUAGUGUGAUACAUCUCAUACAAUUUGGGGUGAAUUGUAAAAAUGAAGAACUAUAAUUUAUGUAGUAAAAACCCCAUUAGAAGAUGAUUUUUUGGGGGACUUCAAUAUGAAGAAAACCCAAGAAUGUUGUGUUGGGCUGUGUUGAACUUUAUUUCUUUGUAAAUGAAUGUUGUAGAAAUGAGGACUUUGGUUGAUCCAACAUUGACCUUCUUCAUCACUGCAGCAUUUCUCUGACUAGCAAUGUGACGAUGUAACAAAUGAGAUUUUUCUCAUUUAAUAAUAAAAAAUUGUGUAAUGUUUUGCAAAGCUUCUGUCUUAAAAUGUCCAGGUCUUAAGGAAAAAAAGGCAGCUUACACUGUUUUGCUUGCAGAGUCAUACCUUUUUCUUACAAUGGAACUCCUCAAGUCUACUUUGUGCGCUCCCAAUUCCCUCCCCUCCCCCCAAAGGACAAUGUAGCAUGUUGGCUAAAUCUGGAGCAAAGUGCACUAAAAUUAAUUUCAUGAAUUCAAUUGUUGUAUUAGUCACCUUUCCAAACAUAAUU